Molecule: messenger RNA, 3454 nt
Organism: Lycium barbarum (goji berry)
Lineage: Eukaryota; Viridiplantae; Streptophyta; Magnoliopsida; Solanales; Solanaceae
Product: MDIS1-interacting receptor like kinase 2-like
Exons: 2
Coding region: 67-2490 (807 amino acids)
Molecular function (GO): protein binding
Source: RefSeq, a predicted model, not a curated record
UAAAGCUCUACCUUGCACAAGUUCAUCACAAACCAAAACAAUCGAUUGAAAUCCUUUUAGCCGGCAAUGAUGAUGGUUCCCAGAAUAUUUUAUGUUCUUGCAUUUUUUACUCUCAUGUAUCUCUUCACAGUUUCUUUUGCUUCCACUGAAGAAGCAACUGCUCUCCUAAAAUGGAAAGCAACUUUCCGAAACCAGAAUAAUUCCUUACAGGCUUCAUGGACACUAAGUCCUGCUGGUGCCAAGAAUUCUUCCAGCCUCAGAGCGGAAACUUCUGAUGCAUGCAGGAAUUGGUAUGGAGUUACAUGCGUUAAUGGUCGGGUGAACAAGUUGAAUAUUACAAAUGCUAAUGUUAAUGGUACACUGUAUUAUUUUCCAUUUUCAUCUCUCCCUUUUCUUGAAUAUGUUGAUCUUAGCAUGAAUCAGCUUUCUAGUACCAUCCCACCUGAAAUAGGUAAGCUAACUAAUCUUUUCUAUCUUGACUUGUCCAUCAAUAAGAUUUCGGGCACAAUCCCACCCCAAAUCGGCUCACUAACAAAGCUUAAGACCCUCCACAUCUUUGACAACCAAUUAAAUGGUUCCAUUCCUGAAGAAAUAGGUCAUCUAAGGUCCUUAACUGAGAUAGCUCUGAAUAUUAACUUUCUUGAUGGCCCUAUUCCUACUUCAUUGGGGAAUUUGAACAACUUGUCUUAUUUGUCUCUUUACCAUAACAAUCUUUCUGGUUCCAUUCCUGUUGAAAUAGGGAAACUUGUCAAUCUUGUUGCAGCUUUUCUUGAUACUAACCACUUAACAGGCCAUAUUCCUCUAGAAAUAGGUAACUUAGUCAAUGCAAAAUUGUUUUAUGCUUUCUCCAAUGAAUUGUCUGGUCCCAUUCAUGCUGAAAUAGGGAAGAUGAAGUCACUACAGAAUUUGAGCUUCCAGUCAAACAAUCUCUCUGGUCCAAUUCCCAAAACAAUAGGUGACUUGACUGAGCUCAAACUCUUGCACCUUUAUAACAACCAACUUUCUGGUCCCAUUCCUAGUGAGUUAGGGAAUUUGAAAAACCUGAGUGAUCUGCAGCUAUCCACUAAUCAACUUACUGGUCCAGUUCCUCCUUCCUUUGUUAAUUUGAGAAACUUGCAACUUUUGUAUCUCCGCGACAACAAACUUUUUGGUUCUAUUCCAAAAGAACUUGCCUAUUUGGAUAACUUAGUUAUGAUGGAAAUGGAUGAAAAUCAAUUUUCAGGCCAUUUACCGGAGCAUCUUUGCCGCGGUGGAAAACUUGAGAGCUUCACGGUGAAUAGUAACAAGCUAACAGGGCCAAUACAAAGAAGCUUUAGCAAUUGCUCGAGUUUAAAAAGGGUUCGUUUUGAUAACAACAACUUCACUGGGAAUUUAUCUGAAGCUCUUGGUAUCUACCCAGAGCUUCAGUUCAUUAAUUUGAGCGACAAUGAUUUCCAUGGUGAACUUAGUAGCAAUUGGGGAAAAUGUAAGAAUUUGACUAAUCUGCAGGUGGCUAGAAAUACCAUUAGUGGUAGCAUACCACCAGAUAUUGGAAAAGUUAAUAGGCUUGAACGACUUGAUCUUUCUUCAAAUAAUUUGGUUGGACAGAUUCCUAGGGAAUUUGGAAAAUUGACCUCUUUAGGUACACUUUCGAUGCAAAACAACCACAUUUCUGGAAAUAUACCUAGGGAACUUGGGUCGCUAACAAAGUUAGAGUCACUUGAUCUAUCAGAUAAUAGAUUGAAUGGGUCAAUCCCAACAUUUAUAGAAGAUUACAGGAACAUGUUUCACUUGAAUUUGAGCAACAACAAAUUUGGCCAGAAAAUUCCAAAGGAGAUAGGGGGAAUAACUCAACUUAAUGUACUUGAUUUGAGCCAUAAUCUUCUUGUUGGAGAAAUACCCCCUCAGUUAGCUAAUUUGAAGGUCUUGGAAAGCUUAAAUCUUUCACACAAUGGCCUUUCUGGCCAUAUUUCUGAAGAAUUUGAAAGUUCGAUGGGUUUGCGGGAUGUCGUCUUGUCAUACAAUGAGUUGGAAGGUUCAAUACCAAAUAAUAAAGCUUUCAUGAGUGCCUCAUUGGAAGGUAAUAAAGGUUUGUGCGACAAUUUAACAGGACUCUUGCCAUGCGAAAUGCCAUCUCCAAUGGUGAAGAAGCACUCAACGACGAAGGGCAGUAAACUCAUCCUCAUCACAGUACUUCCUAUUCUGGGAGCACUAGUACUUCUGUGUGCAUUCAUUGGUGUUCUCUUUAUCCGUGAUAAAAGAAAUAGAGUUGGAGAUACUGAAAGACGGGACUCCAGUAAUAGUGUUGAUGUUGAUGAAGAUGAUGGUUUGCUUUCCAUAUCCACGUUAACUGGAACUACAUUAUACCUGGAUAUCCUAAAAGCCACUAAGAAGUUUGAUGCAAUGUGUUGCAUCGGGAAAGGAGGGUCUAGAAGCGUUUACAAAGUAAAGCUUCCAUCGCUUGUGAAUGUAGCUGUGAAGAGACUUCAUUCUUCCUUUGAGGUUAUAUAACACAAAAGUUUCAUGAAUAAGGUAAGGGCAUUGACAAGGAUUAAGCAUCGGAACAUUGUGAAACUCUAUGGCUUUUGUUCAAAUGCACAACACUCAUUCUUAGUUUAUGAGUACAUGGAGAGAGGGAGUUUGUCUAGUAUCUUGAGCAAUGAACUAGAGUCCAAGAAAUUGGAUUGGCUUAAAAGGGUGAAUAUUAUCAAAGGUGUUGCUUUUGCUUUAUCUUACAUGCACUAGGAUUGCUCGUCACCGAUUGUUCAUCGAGACAUAUCAAGGAGUAAUAUUUUUCUUGAUUCCGAGUUUGAAGCUCGUGUUUCAGAUUUUUGAAUAGCUAAGCUUCUCAAGCCAGACUCAUCCAACUGUACUGCACUUGUAGGAACAUACGGCUAUGUUGCACCAGAGCUUGCAUACACAAUGAAGGUUACAAAGAUGUGUGAUGUCUAUAGUUUUGGAGUAUUGGCAUUGGAGGUAAUCAAAGGAAAGCAUCUUGGGGAACAUAUUACUUUGCUAGCGAAUUCACCAACUAGAGAUGUGCAGCUUAGCGAUUUGCUAGAUGAAUGCCUUCCAUAUCCUGAAGAUGAAGUAAAAGAGGUUUUGGUUUUUAUCAUCAAGUUAGCAAUCUCUUGUUUACUUGAAACUCCAAAAUCAAGGCCAACAAUGCACUUCAUCUCCCAUAUGUUGUCAAUGGAUCCACCUGUUUCUCAAAUAACCUCCGUGAAGGCUAAAAGCUUCCCCUAGAUGUAAGGUGUCUGUGUAUAGAUGUAAGGUGUCUGUGUAUGGAAAAAUAACAAGUUUUUACACCAACUGGUUGUGAAGUAAGAAUAAGAGUGACAUGACAAAAAUAUUACUUGGACUAGUAUUUGUGUAUUAUAUUGUUAGUUGUGCUUAUCUAGUUUAGUGUUAUAACCAGGAUUCUGAGCCCUUGUAAAAGAGUGGAUACAAUAUCAAGUAGAAGGUAAUAUUUUUA